AUGUUUUUCAUUUCAGAUGAUGCGGACGAUGGCGAGGAAGUGAUCACAUGGCGUGAAUUAAAACACUUGAGAGACAGUCAUCAGUGGAACGUCAUCAGGCAUCCGAUGGUACUGAACUUCGUAAACGAGAAACUCCUGCAACGUGCCUAUUUCUAUGUG
Messenger RNA from Gongylonema pulchrum, 159 nucleotides. NCBI's taxonomy places the organism in Eukaryota, Metazoa, Nematoda, Chromadorea, Rhabditida, Gongylonematidae. The record is from the annotation of a GenBank genome assembly.